Coccidioides immitis RS is the source of this 747-nucleotide messenger RNA. RefSeq lists its product as uncharacterized. Bases 1 to 747 code for a protein of 248 amino acids. Lineage: Eukaryota; Fungi; Ascomycota; Eurotiomycetes; Onygenales; Onygenaceae. The transcript has 2 exons. The record is from RefSeq and is a predicted model, not a curated record.
AUGAUGGGCCGUUUGAUGUUGAUUCUUCUGGCUCUCACCUUGUCAGUGCUUUCCCUACCUAUCGACCGGCCCCAAGAUGAAGCCAAAUUCCGCUCUGGCGUUAGCAAAGAAAUCCAAAAAUUUCCAAAACGCGCCGAACUUGCCCCAAGCCCACGCUGCGACCUCUCUCAUGUAAAGCUUCCACAGAGCUCGGAGCCUUUUCCAGAUAUCCCUCAAGGACAGAAGCUUCUUGCUGUGGCUGUUGGUCGAGGAACCCAGAAUUACACAUGCGAGUCUGAGUCCGGAAACACGAAGCCAAAGGGGGCUCUUGCAACCCUGUUCGACGCUUCUUGUAUAGCGGCAAACUCUCCACCUCGUCUAAGGGCUCUUGUGUAUACCGCUCUUACCCAGCAGCAGCAGCAGCAUGCAGAGCCCAUUUCCAAGACCCCAAUGGGCGAAAUGCCGUUUCUGGGUCGCCAUUUCUUCAGUGAUGACACAACGGCAGUAUUCGAUCUCGGCGACCUAGGCUCCUCACUAGUUAGAAAGGAGGGGGCAGUUGAUGCCCCUAAAACUGCACUGAAAGGAGUCGGCGGCCAGAUGGAUGGUGCGGUCGCAUGGUUAUGGCUCAAAUCAAUCCCAGCGAGCAGUGGCAAAGCAAAAACCAUAUAUAGGGUGAAUACUGCGGGAGGAAUGCCCCCUAAAAAUUGUGCAGGCCAGCCAAAGGAGAUGACAGUCCAGUACUCGAGCGAAUACUGGUUCUAUGGCUGA